This is a messenger RNA of Stegastes partitus (bicolor damselfish), 3746 nucleotides long. RefSeq names its product nardilysin-like. Gene Ontology annotation, molecular function: metalloendopeptidase activity; metal ion binding. The record is from RefSeq and is a predicted model, not a curated record. NCBI's taxonomy places the organism in Eukaryota, Metazoa, Chordata, Actinopteri, Pomacentridae. The coding region runs from base 97 to 3360 and encodes 1087 amino acids. The transcript has 31 exons. Gene Ontology annotation, biological process: proteolysis.
GCUUUGUUUUGCUCAGCCGCUGUUCGGUUGGAACCGGGCUGCAGCUCCAAACUUCCCGCAGAACUGAGCUAACAGAGCCGAAGAGGACUGGUUGAAAUGCCUCAGACCAACAAGUCGGUGAGCGGCGGUGGAGCACCGGGUCAGCUGUCUGCCGCCGACCAGGACGAGCCGCCACCGCCUCCGCCACCGCAGGACGCCAGGCCUCAGGUGGCUGCAGGAGACGCAGGAGCUGCUGCAGGCGCCCGGGGAGACUCAGAGAUCAUCAAAUCACCCAGCGACCCCAAGAAAUACAGGUACAUCGAGCUGAGUAAUGGCCUGAGAGCGCUUCUCAUCUCCGACUUCAGCGGCACUGAUGGAGCAGGCGGUGGCGACCCAGUGGACCGGAGGGACGAGGAGGAGGAGGAGGAGGAGGAGGAGGAGGACUCAGGGGAGGGGUCAGAGGAGGACGAGGAGGACAAGGAGGAGGAGGAGCAGGACAGCGACUUUGGAGAUCUGGACGAAGAGAACACAGCCAAGAAGAAGAAGAGCUCCGAGAAACAGGCAGCAGCAGCUUUGUGUAUCAGCGUUGGGAGCUUCAGCGACCCUGAUGACCUUCCUGGACUUGCACACUUCCUGGAGCACAUGGUGUUCAUGGGCAGCGAGAAAUACCCGGCAGAGAACGGCUUCGACGCCUUCCUGAAGAAACAUGGAGGAAGUGACAACGCCUCCACUGACUGCGAGAGAACCAUCUUCCAGUUCGACGUCCAGAGGAAAUAUUUCAGGGAGGCGCUGGACAGGUGGGCUCAGUUCUUCAUCUGUCCUCUGAUGAUCGAGGACGCCAUCGACAGAGAGGUGGAGGCUGUGGACAGCGAGUACCAGCUGGCGAGACCGUCGGACUCCCACCGGAAAGAGAUGCUGUUUGGGAGUUUGGCUAAACCGGGACACCCGAUGAGCAAGUUCUGCUGGGGUAACGCUCAGACAUUAAAGCACGAGCCCAGAGAGAAGCAGAUCAACACCUACCAGCGGCUGAGAGACUUCUGGAGGAGAUAUUACUCUGCUCACUACAUGACGCUGGCUGUGCAGUCCAAAGAGACUCUGGACACUCUGGAGCAGUGGGUCCGAGAGAUUUUCAUCAAGGUUCCCAACAACGGUGAACCUCGAGCCGACUUCUCUCACCUGCAGCAGCCGUUCGACACGCCGGCAUUCAACAAGCUCUACAGAGUUGUUCCUGUGAGGAAGGUCCACGCUCUGACCAUCAGCUGGGCCGUCCCCCCGCAGGGCCGACACUACAGAGUGAAGCCGCUUCACUACAUCUCCUGGCUGAUCGGACACGAAGGCAGCGGCAGCAUCCUGUCGCUGCUCCGCAAGAAGUGUUGGGCUCUGGCUCUGUUCGGAGGAAACAGUGAAACGGGCUUUGACCAGAACACCACCUACUCCAUCUUCUCCAUCUCCAUCACCCUCACUGACCAGGGAUACCAGAACUUCUACCAGGUGGUCCACUUUGUGUUCCAGUACCUGAAGAUGCUGCAGACUCUGGGUCCUCAGCAGAGGAUCUAUGAGGAAAUUCAGAAGAUCGAAGCCAAUGAAUUCCACUAUCAGGAGCAGACGGAUCCCAUUGAAUUCGUGGAGAACAUCUGUGAGAACAUGCAGCUGUUUCCUGAACCGGACUUCCUGACCGGAGACCAGCUCAUGUUCGAGUACGACCCCCAGGUGAUUGGUGCCGCUCUGGACCUGCUGACCCCCCAACGAGCCAACCUGCUGCUGCUGUCUCCAGAGAACGAAGGCCGCUGCCCCCUCAGAGAGAAGUGGUUCGGUACCAGCUACAGCAGCGAAGAUAUCCCUGAGGACUGGGCUCAGCGCUGGACAGGAGACGUGGAGCUCAACCCUGAACUCCACCUUCCUGCUGAGAACAAGUUCAUCGCGACGGACUUCACCCUGAAGCCGUCCGACUGUCCGGACACGGAGUUUCCCGUCAGGAUUGUGAACAGCGACAGAGGCUGUCUGUGGUACAAGAAGGACAACAAGUUCAAGAUCCCCAAAGCCUACAUUCGCUUCAACCUGAUCUCCCCGAUGAUCCAGAAGAGUCCUGAGAAUCUGGUUCUGUUCGACCUCUUCGUCAACAUUCUGGCCCACAAUCUGGCAGAACCGGCGUACGAAGCUGACGUGGCCCAGCUGGAGUACAAGCUGGUGGCUGGAGAGCACGGACUGGUGAUCCGGCUGAAGGGCUUCAACCACAAGCUGCCGCUGCUGCUGAAGCUGAUCGUGGAUCAGUUGGCAGACUUCAGCUCUGAACUUGGAGUCUUCAACAUGUUCUCAGAGCAGCUGAAGAAAACCUACUUCAACAUCCUCAUCAAACCCGACAGACUUGGCAAAGACGUCCGGCUGCUGAUCCUGGAACACUGCCGCUGGUCCGUCAUCCAGAAGUACCGUGCCGUGACCCGCGGACUCUCUGUUGAUGAGCUCCUGACCUUCGUGUCAGCGCUGAAGGCGGAGCUGUACGUGGAGGGUCUGGUGCAGGGAAACUUCAGCAGCACGGAGUCCAAAGAAUUUCUGCACUACUUCACUGAGAAGCUGCAGUUCCAGCCGCUGUCUGCAGAGGUCCCCGUUCUGUUCCGGGUGGUCGAGCUGCCUCAGAAACAUCAUCUCUGUAAAGUCAAAUCUCUCAACAAAGGAGACGCAAACUCAGAGGUCACCGUCUACUACCAGUCGGGGCUGAAGCAGCUCAGAGACCACGCUCUGAUGGAGCUGCUGGUGAUGCACAUGGAGGAGCCCUGCUUCGACUUCCUCCGGACCAAAGAGACUCUGGGGUACCAGGUGUAUCCCACCUGCAGAAACACUUCAGGUGUUCUGGGCUUCUCCGUCACCGUGGAGACUCAGGCCACCAAGUUCAGCUCCGAGUUUGUGGAGGCGAAGAUCGAGGACUUCCUGCGGAGCUUCGGCGAGCGUCUGGCGGCGCUGAGCGAAGACGCCUUCAGCACGCAGGUGACGGCGCUCAUCAAGCUGAAGGAGUGUGAAGACGCUCACCUGGGCGAGGAGGUGGACCGCAACUGGUUCGAGGUGGUGACGCAGCAGUACGUGUUCGAUCGGCUGCACAAGGAGAUCGAGGCGCUGAAGGCAUUCCGUCAGGAGAACCUGGUGUCGUGGUUCUUGGAGCACAGAACCAGCAGCAGGAAGCUCAGCGUUCACGUGGUGGGUUUUGGCGUGGAGGAGAACGACCCAGUGGAUCCGGGUGGCGCCGACAGCCCGUCCUGCUCAGCGUACGGCGAGGUGAGCGAGCUGAGCUUCCUGCCGACGGCGCUGAAGGACGUGAUACUGAUCAGCGACAUCAGAGGCUUCACCUCGACGCUGCCGCUGCACCCCUACCACAAGAUCCUCAGCUAGGCCCCGCCCACCGCAGCGCCGCCUCCUGAUUCACUGCCUGUCUGUUACCAUGGUAACAGCUAGCACCGAGGAACCCUCUGUUCUCUUCUCUGUCACUGGUUGAUUAACGCUGCGUUCGCUCCUGUGGGAAACUGUAAAUAUGACGGUGAGCUUCUGAAAACUACAAUCAUGGCGGCCGGUGAUUUUAAGAUGUCUGAAUUCUUCUAACUGUGAAUUAAUGAGAAUUCCCAGGAGCAGUGAAGGCAGCGUGAUGACUCAGGGCUCUGCUUUAACGUGUUCAUACUGUAACGUGCUGACGGUCAGGCGUGACCGCAUCAACACGUAGAACGUCUGAAUGGUCUGAGGUCAAUGUUUCUGUCACUAAAUAAUAAACAGAUUUAAAGGGA